UCUGUAUAGAUGUAGAUGUCGUCUGAAGAUGGAACUAGAGUACAUCAUUAGACUGUUGGGAAUGUUAGGGGUAGUCGAAAAUUCUCGAAGUUAUGUAACUCUUGUAUAUCCGUCAAAUAAUUAAUUUGUGGUUUGUACUAUACUUUAUGAUUAUGCCGAAAAUAUACGUUUUUAAACGUUUUGAUACUCUAUAUUGUUCCUCCAUGAAUCCUGUAUCUACACAGAAUAUUAAGUUGUUCGUUUAUAAUUCGGAUGAAUAAUUUUACCCCGGUCCCUUACGUUUCAGCCAACGUUCACAGCGCAGGAGUCUCAGUUCCUGUAUUGCUGCACGCUUAUACUUCUCCAGUGAGCCUCCAGCACGCAGGAUGGACUCCGUGGAUGAAGAUGUGGAGGAAAAGGUGGAGAAGAUGCUGAACGGAGAAGGGCUGGAGGUUCUCGACAUUGACGCUGUGCCUGAUCACGUGCAGGCUGUAACCCUGAAAAAAAACGUCUGCUACAUAGUGAGCGCUGUCAUCUUCAACUCUGAGGGCGAGGUGCUGAUGGUGCAGGAAGCGAAGAGGGAGUGUUACGGUCUCUGGUACCUCCCCGCGGGCCGCAUGGAGGCGGGUGAGAGCAUCCACGAAGCUCUGCGCAGGGAGGUGAAAGAAGAGACGGGGUUUGAGUGUGAGCCAGUCACCAUGCUGCUGGUGCAGGAACAAGGGCGGCAGUGGAUCCGCUUCGCCUUCCUCGCCAAGGUCACAGGGGGCCGCCUGAAGACGCCGUCCGAGGCCGACUUGGAGUCGCUGCAGGCUCGGUGGUGGGACCGCGAGGCUCCUCUUCCUCUGCGCAGCCGGGACAUUCUGUGCCUUAUCGACACUGGGCUGAGAUAUCGUCAGAAGCCUUGGUUCCCCGUUUCUCACCCUGUGAACUUGCCUUGCUCUGUAGUGUGUCAGAGGCAGCUCCUGAUCUUCGGCUGCGAGGAGCGAAUAUGGCUGCUCCUCGCUAAGCACACGACCGAUCCGGAGACGCGAACUCGUUUUCCAGUGACCGUCUCACAGAAAGGGUAUUUGGUUAAAUGGGCGGGGCAGAGACUCGUCCGAGAGUGCAUGCGCUCGAGGGAUCACGAGCUGCACGUGAAUGUGCACGGGAUUCUGGGAGUGCAGCACGACGGCAGAGUCCUGGGCCGGUCGGAUGGGAUCUGUUUCAAUACGCUCGCCACUCUGGAGUGUUCAGGCGAGGGGGCGGAGCUCAGCAGCCCGCCGCUUUUGGACAGCAAGGGAUACACGUGGCACGAAGUGACCGACCAGAGCCUGAAAGGGAAGAUACUGAGGAGGAUAAAAGACAGAUCGUUCCUGCCCAUGCACAGUCUCUAACGAUCGACUAAUUCAUUAACAACAACAGAUAUAAUCCGAUGACCGGUUCACGCUGCUUUCCGACACGCGCUACAGUCAUCUGCGUGCUUCAGCUGUCGCGGUGCGACGGCGUGUGAAACGUGCGAUUACAUUCACGCGUAUAUGCUUUUAACACUCCAACCUGAACAGAACUGCAAAACCUGUUUACUCAUAAACAUUCGAGCUAGACCGCUAGCAUUCUCUAGAUCUGCGGUAUUCAGCAAAAAAAAAUCUGUGAACGGAUAAGAAGUCAACAACGGUUAACGUUUAAUGCUUAGCCAUUAGUGAUUAUUUUAAGGCUACGAGUAAGACAAAACAGUUCGACAUGGUUGUAUUUGCUGUCCGUUGUCAAAAGCAGCUACUAACCGCUUAUUAACUUUUAAAGACAGUGUUCUGUGUCUGUAGUUGUGUCACAGUGUUGAAAGGUUUGCACAGAAGUGUGGAGAGCCAAUCAGAGUGCAGCGUUUAAGAUCCUGAAGGUCGCAGCCAGAAAAGUGUACGAAAUGCAUCGCAGUCUGUGUCCUGUGGGCGGAGCAUCCGAGUACACUACCGGUCAAAAGUUUAGACACAGUCUUUAUUCUUAUCCCCCCCCCCCACACACACACACACACAUUUUAGAAUAAUAAUAAAGUCAUCAAAACUCUGGAGUAACACAAAUGGAAGUAUGGGAAUUAUGUUGUGAUAAAUAAAAUCUAAAAAAUAUUUUAGCAUCUUCAAAGUAGACAAGCUUUUUGCCGAGAAUUUCCAGAAAUGUAGUCUCGGCUGAUCCGGAUUAAGAAUGCCGGGGUUUUCCUUUGAGCGCUGUGACGCGUGGUGAGGAAAAUGUAUGGCGUAUCAGGCAUGAUAUACACGUUUCUGUCUUGUAAUAAAUCAUUUUACUGAUACA
Messenger RNA from Ictalurus furcatus (blue catfish), 2256 nucleotides. It is a transcript of the gene nudt18, whose product is annotated as nudix (nucleoside diphosphate linked moiety X)-type motif 18. NCBI's taxonomy places the organism in Eukaryota, Metazoa, Chordata, Actinopteri, Siluriformes, Ictaluridae. The transcript is spliced from 4 exons. The record is from RefSeq and is a predicted model, not a curated record. The coding region runs from base 366 to 1352 and encodes 328 amino acids. Gene Ontology annotation, molecular function: magnesium ion binding; 8-oxo-dGDP phosphatase activity; 8-oxo-GDP phosphatase activity.